UGUGGCAAAUGCGUGUUUCAUUGGUCCAAGUGCAACACAUUCUGUUUUCAAAUUUUCCACCCUCUCUGCUUCUUCUUCUUCCACAAAGUUUAUACAUCUCAACGUUGUAACCAACUCGAGAAUCUGAAGAUGAUAAUUAGCAUUCAGACGGCGAUGGAUCUGAUCGUUGCCGGUUUUUCUCUGAUGUUCGGAUUUGGACUCUAUGCUCUCAUCGCCGCUGUCCUCUGCUCCGUCGCUUUCCUCCACCAUGUCAGAUCCGCUCCUCCCAGCGCCUCCGUUUUAAUAUCUAGCCGGAGAUAAUUCUUUUCAGCAAACCAAAGUCUAACAUGUUGUGCGAAGACAAGAAACUCAUGCAAAGGCUCUCUUGUUCUACUUGUAUGAGAAAUGCAGAACAAAUAUUGUAACUGAAGUCUGAAAUUAAAAGAAAAGAAUUAUAAAAAAAAAUUUGUCAACAUUUUGAUAUUUGAUUAAAGUUCAAAUGGCUAAACAAACCGUACAAAUUGUUCUUGCCCACAAAAUACAAUAAAUUUUGAGAUAAGUAUUACGAAAACACAUGAUUAAUUCUAGAACACUCAUCUCCACGUGAACACUUUUGGAAAUGUCAAAAUUUUCACUAGUCAGGUCACCAUCACAUAAGCCUAAUCUCUUUGCCGAACAUUUCCACCGUUAUAGUGACGCAAUUGACAUUGAUCAAAUCAUCUCCAUCAUGAAGUUUCGACUUUAAUUAGUAUGCUAUACCGUUUUUACACCUUGUGCAGUUGACCGUCUGAGAAUAAUGAUUAGAUCUAAACCUGAGUCAUUCUUUUUAGAAACCUAUAUGCUUGAAACAACAAUAUUUUCGGAUAAUAACCACAUGCAUCACAUGAUCCAGACCAGCAAGUCAGUGGUUUGCACUCUCUGAAAUCAAUUGAUAUGUCCCUGCUACGUACAGCCACCGUUAUAUUGAAUUCUGCCGCGACCACCACCACCUAAAUGGACUCUGCCGCCACCGACUCCUAUAAUGCAGAGACCGGGAAAACAGAAGCCAAAGUGAUUCCCAACAGACCAUUUCUGUUAGUCCAUGCUAUGGGAUUCAAUUGCUAAGCUUAGUAAAAGUGUUAGUGAGAAGGAAAUGCAUAACCGUUUGAGUUCCGUCAUUUUUUUCUCUCGGUGUUGAUAAGGAUCACUGGCUUUUUAUGUAUACUUUUCAAUAUGGUAUGUCAUGCUUUUGUAAUUAGUCAGUGAAAGGUGCAGAAAAUUUGGGGUAUUGAAUGGGAAUUUGUUUUGAAAGUAAGGGAGCAGAAAAUUAAGGUUCUUGUUCAGUUUGGAAUACUGAGUUGUCUUCUAGUUAUAUUUUACAUUUUUAUUUUUGAAGUCAACAGUGUUAAUUUGAGGCAAACUAUAUUCUCAGGUUUCAGGUUCAGCUAUAUUGCAAACUCGAACCAGACUCCUGAGUUCGAACAAGCCCCCAUAUUCCAUUGUUCUUGUUCACGAGAGAGUUCAGAGAUUGAAUACAUGGCCGAUCCUGAAAUUGUAGGGACUAUAAAAUAUUAUGAUUUUUAAUACUUUCGGAAUAAUUUUGAGGCCAUAAAAAUAUUGUAUACUGACUCCUUAAAAUCUGAGAGGUAAAACCAAUGAUUUCAUUAAACUACGUCGAGGUCCGGUUCUGGUUGAAUAGUGAGGAUAAACACAAGGGUUUAAAUUCUGCCAUUUUUAUUCUCUUUCAAGUUUUGGUGACUUGAAACUAAAACUCCAUAAUCUUAACGAUUGGUGGUUGCCUUUUGUUAAUCUUUUCCUUGGAUGUCAUUUUCGAAUAGCAGUGGAACGUGUGCAGAUGCCAUUUGUUUAGUUGAAAUGCUUGGUUCUUGGCCUUUGCUCGUUUGGUUCUACGGUCUUCUUGAAGUUGAAAUUUGGUAGACCAAGUCCAAUGUGUUGUGCAUUUUCCGGGUCUUAAUCUCUCACAAUUUUGUGGGUCACUAGAAUUAGAUUGGACGACCCUUCUUUCAUUAUCGUCUACCUGUUUAUUGCUUCUGCACGUGCAUGGUGGAUUUGAGAUUACAGUCUCGAAAGUGACUUGAGAAUCACAUCUACGUGAAGGCGGUCCUCUCUUAGCAAGCUGCCAGCUAAAAAAUCUUUGUUGUUUUCUGCUCUCAAUUCAAUGUGCCUCAAUAAGUCUAAUAACUUUUCAGUCAUUUUCUGAGAC
Molecule: messenger RNA, 2182 nt
Organism: Brassica napus (rape)
Lineage: Eukaryota; Viridiplantae; Streptophyta; Magnoliopsida; Brassicales; Brassicaceae
Exons: 2
Source: RefSeq, a predicted model, not a curated record